UUAUACUUCCAUCCUUACUUACCUCUUCACUUUGUUCCCCCACAUCCUUCCAACUCCCUCCUACAUUCUUCCCAUUUUCUCUCUUCUUUUUCAUUUUAACACACCCAACAUUUUCUACGCUUCUAAUCAACCCUUUCACUUCCCUCUAAUGGAUGCAAAAGCUAAAUCUUGUGUGGAACCUUUGAAGUACCAGACAUGGUUCUUGAAAGUUUCUAUCCACUGUGAAGGUUGCAGAAAGAAAGUAAAGAAAGUUUUGAAGCGCAUUGAUGGUGUUUUCACUGCAACCAUCGAUUCACAACAGCAUAAAGUAACAGUUACCGGAAAUGUUAGUGUUGAGACGCUUUUAAGGAAGUUGGUCAGAGCUGGAAAACCCGCCGAGAUUUGGCCGGAGAAUGUCGACGGUAAGGGGAAAAACUCCGGCAAAGAGAAGAAGAAGAAGAAUGAGAAUGAAAAUGAAGCAAAAGAAACACAAAGCUUGCAAAACAAGGGAACUGAAAGUGAAAGCAAAAACAAGAACAAAAACUCAAAAGCCAGUGCCGGUGAGUCGCCGGUAAAGUCUCCGGCGAACAGCAACGUUGCUCCGGGAGGUGAUGGAGGGGGUUCUGAUAGUAAUAAGAAGAAGAAAAAGAAAGAUGGGUGUGGUGGAAAUGGAAAUGGAAACAAUGGUUUGAGCACAGUAGCUAAGAGUGGACCAUCACACACUGGAUUCCAAUUUCAGAAUCUUGAUCAAGGUAUGGCUCACCAAGUGAAUCUCAGCCCUACACGUCAGCAAUCAUUUUUCUAUCCAUCAGAAACAUGUUACCCUCCCAUGGCUUAUGUGUCAUCAGCUUACAAUAUGUUAUAUCCUAUGGGAAGAGGUUGUGAUCCUUCUUAUUAUGUUCCAUCUCUACCCUACACGUGUCCUCCUAGCCUUGUUGAUUGAUAUGGUGCUUAUCAACUUCAAUCAGCACCGUCGGUUUCUUUUGAGUUUUUUAGUGAUGAAAAUGCUAAUGGAUGUUGCAUUAUGUGAAAGGUUUGUGAAGAGAAUGUUGAACUUUCUUUUUAGGUUAGGUUUUAUGGGGCUCUAGGUAGUUUUUCAAUGAUAGGUUGAAGGGCUGUUUUAUAAGGCAAUAUAUAGUGUUCUCUCCUUUGUUUUGUAAGAGCCUUAUAAGGCUUGUUUUUGUACUUUAGGCAUCUCAAAGUUGAAGUGAUAAGUUUUUGCUUUAUUAUUGUUAUGAAUCAAAUAGUUUUAUGGACUUAAUAUGACACCUUUUAGAGAACUUAAAGUAUACAU
Molecule: messenger RNA, 1273 nt
Organism: Vicia villosa (hairy vetch)
Lineage: Eukaryota; Viridiplantae; Streptophyta; Magnoliopsida; Fabales; Fabaceae
Product: heavy metal-associated isoprenylated plant protein 36-like
Exons: 3
Coding region: 149-922 (257 amino acids)
Molecular function (GO): metal ion binding
Source: RefSeq, a predicted model, not a curated record